AUGGCAGCUUCCAUUUCUAAAACCCUAACGAGAAAUCUUCUCCGGCGAAGUUGUGAAACUAAACAAUCACUGCAGCUCCGGUGCUCCUCCUCCUCCGCCGCCGCCGCUAGUUCAGCCCCGGUGACUGAAACUCAACCUUCAGAGAAAGGCGGACCUUCAAAAUGGUCAAAGUUACUGCUUUUCGUACCAGGAGUCAUCACAUUUGGCCUUGGUACUUGGCAAAUUAUCAGAAGGCAAGAUAAGAUUGAAAUGCUUGAGUACAGACAAAAUCGAUUACGAAUGGAUCCUCUAAACUGCAAUGAGGUGUCCCCUUCAAGUGAAAAUGUGGAUUCUUUGGAGUUCUGCAGGGUACGUUGUAGAGGAGUGUUUGAUGAGAAAAAGUCCAUUUUUAUAGGACCUCGCUCCAGAAGCAUUUCAGGGGUGACUGAAAAUGGUUACUAUGUUAUUACUCCUCUCAUGCCUUUGGCAAAUGAUCCUAAGAGUGUGCAGGCACCAAUUCUCGUCAAUAGGGGAUGGGUCCCCCGGAAUUGGAGAGACAAGUCUUUGGAAGUGGCUGCGGCUGAUGACCAACCUCCGAGUAUUGCACCCCCAUCUCAAGAGAGUGGAAAGAGAUCUUGGUGGAUGUUUUCUUCAAAAAAGAAGAAAGUAGAAGAGGAUCAAGUUCCAACUGUUAAACCCACGGAAGUAGUUGGAGUCAUCAGAGGAAGUGAGAAACCCAGUAUAUUUGUUCCAGCAAAUGAUCCCAGUUCCUUCCAGUGGUUCUACGUUGAUGUUUCGGCCAUUGCCCGUGCUUGUGGACUCCCCAAGAACACACUCUACAUUGAAACCAUCAACGAUAAUGUUGACCCAAGCAAUCCUUAUCCAAUUCCAAAGGAUACAAACACAUUGGUUCGGAGUUCUGUAAUGCCGCAAGAUCAUCUUAACUAUACAUUUACAUGGUAUUCUCUGUCAGCUGCUGUGACGUUUAUGGCUUUUAAGAGGCUACAGUCAAAGAAAAGCCGGAGAUAGCAAACAUUUGAACUGUUUCCUUUGGAAGUAUUUGGCAAUGUAAGAGCAACUAGUUGUCGAGGCAGUGCUGCUAAUUUGCACCUCAGGGACCUUAAGAAUAUAGCAUAAUAGCUUUCAUGGCAUCGACUAUCUCAAAGGAGAGAAAAGCUGCUAUAUUUUCAACUCAUCAUAGUCCUUCAAUCCUGUCACCCUCCUAAAACCUACAGGCGAAUGCAACACAUUUUUCAAAUGGUACAACCCAAUAAAUGCCCAUUUUGUAACAUUCUCGAGGUUGUGUUUGUUGAACAUUUUGCAUCAUCAGCUAAGAGUUGUUUGAUAAGUAAAA
This is a messenger RNA of Capsicum annuum, 1333 nucleotides long. Its product is annotated as surfeit locus protein 1. The coding region runs from base 1 to 1008 and encodes 335 amino acids. The transcript is spliced from 6 exons. The record is from RefSeq and is a predicted model, not a curated record. Gene Ontology annotation, cellular component: membrane. NCBI's taxonomy places the organism in Eukaryota, Viridiplantae, Streptophyta, Magnoliopsida, Solanales, Solanaceae.